Messenger RNA from Lutra lutra (Eurasian river otter), 3364 nucleotides. It is a transcript of the gene CACNG7, whose product is annotated as calcium voltage-gated channel auxiliary subunit gamma 7. Gene Ontology annotation, biological process: neurotransmitter receptor internalization; regulation of AMPA receptor activity; positive regulation of synaptic transmission, glutamatergic. The transcript is spliced from 6 exons. Gene Ontology annotation, cellular component: AMPA glutamate receptor complex; postsynaptic density membrane. NCBI's taxonomy places the organism in Eukaryota, Metazoa, Chordata, Mammalia, Carnivora, Mustelidae. Gene Ontology annotation, molecular function: voltage-gated calcium channel activity; channel regulator activity. The record is from RefSeq and is a predicted model, not a curated record. Bases 917 to 1744 code for a protein of 275 amino acids.
UCCCGGCUCCGCGGCGGCUGCAGGACCCGGCUCCGCUCUGCGCCCGCCUGCUGCUCUGGGGACCCCGACCCGGGACGCCCCCUCCCGCCUCCUCCAGCAGCCCAGACCCCAGGCUCCGCCCCAGACCUGGCCAGAGCCCCAGUCCUUAUCAGGGGAGCCCCAGGAUUGCCCCUGCUCUCUCCUCUUCUCAGGGUCUCUCUCUCCCCCUGUCUCUCUCUGUGUCUGUCUCUUUCCCUAGCUCAAGGUGUCUGGGUCUCAGCAUCUCUCAGCCCAGGGCCUGUGAGCGUCUCCCUGUCUCUCUGUCUCUCUCUGACCUGUCCACUUCCAGAGCCCCAGAAGCUCUGAGCCCGAGGACAGCGGGGUCUUAGACCUGAUCUCUGCCUCUCCUUCUCUCUCUCUGUCCCUUUCAAGCCCCCUCUGUGUUUCCCCCAGUCGCCAGACCUGCGAGUCUCAGCAUUCCUCAGCCUCGAGGUCUCGGUGGGAGUCUAGAUCCUCGGCUCUGUCUGUCUGCCUCUCUGGGUGCCCCUGCCCCUCUCGGGCUCUCUGCCUCUGUUUCUAUUCUCCUUCCCUCCCUGCCUCCCCCAUUCUCAAGGCCCAUCUCCCUCCUUGCAGCCUCCCCCUCCCUCCCCGCCCCUCCCCUCCUCCGCAGUAGCCAAUGAGCGGCCGCGGGUCCCAGCUCCCGGCGCCGUCCGCCGAGUGAGGCCGCGGGCGCGGGGGGUGGGGGGUGGGAGGCCGGGAGGGGGCCGGGACGCCGGGCUCCGGGGCGGGGGCGGGGGGCGCGGGCACCGGCGACCCCGGUGGCGGCGGCGGCGGCCGGGGGAAGCCGCGGGGCCGGUCAUGCGGCUGCGGGGCCCGCGGCCCGGAGCGUGCGCCCAGCCCUGAGCGAGGCCCCGCAGGGCGCCCCCCGCCGCUGAGGAUGAGUCACUGCAGCAGCCGCGCCCUGACCCUGCUGAGCAGCGUGUUUGGUGCGUGUGGCCUCCUGCUAGUGGGCAUCGCGGUCAGCACUGAUUACUGGCUGUACAUGGAGGAGGGAACGGUGCUGCCGCAGAACCAGACCACGGAGGUCAAGAUGGCGCUGCAUGCUGGCCUCUGGCGAGUCUGCUUCUUCGCAGGCCGGGAGAAGGGUCGCUGUGUGGCCUCGGAGUAUUUCCUUGAACCGGAGAUCAACUUGGUGACGGAAAACACGGAGAAUAUUCUGAAGACAGUGCGCACGGCCACCCCAUUCCCCAUGGUCAGUCUCUUCCUAGUGUUCACGGCCUUCGUCAUCAGUAACAUCGGCCACAUCCGCCCGCAGAGGACCAUUCUGGCCUUCGUUUCUGGCAUCUUCUUCAUCCUAUCCGGGCUCUCCUUGGUGGUGGGCUUGGUUCUCUACAUUUCCAGCAUCAACGACGAGGUCAUGAACAGGCCCAGCAGCUCUGAGCAGUAUUUCCACUAUCGCUACGGGUGGUCUUUUGCCUUCGCGGCUUCCUCCUUCCUCCUCAAAGAGGGGGCCGGCGUGAUGUCCGUGUACUUGUUCACCAAGCGCUAUGCGGAGGAGGAGAUGUACCGCCCGCACCCGGCCUUCUACCGCCCGCGCCUCAGCGACUGCUCCGACUACUCGGGCCAGUUUCUGCAGCCCGAGGCGUGGCGCCGCGGCCGCAGCCCCUCCGACAUCUCCAGCGACGUCUCCAUCCAGAUGACGCAGAACUACCCUCCCGCCAUCAAGUACCCGGACCACCUGCACAUCUCCACCUCGCCCUGCUGAGGCCCGCCCCUCGGCUCUCCCUUCUCCUUCCCCUCCUCCUUCUCCUCCUGCUCCACCUCCGCCCUUGGGGGUCUCCGGGCCCCAGGGCUCAGCUCCCUCCCUCGGGACUUCACGACCCUGCCCCCCCCAGGAUGCUGCGCACGCUUUAGCCCCGCCCUCUUCUCGGUGGCCCCGCGCCUCCGUGCGGGUCCCUUAUACUUUCCAAGGGCUCCUCCCCCCUUCGGGGUCUGUCGACCUCCUCGGUCCCAGCCACUCUCAGACGGCCCCCCCUUUCUCCCUGGUCCGCCCCCUCCCUCUGGCCCUCCCCUCCCCUCCCCUCCAGUUCCCGGCGGCGGGUUUCCCUGACCCGCGCACUGCGCAUGGGGGGGCAGCGAUGCGGGCGCCCACCCACCCUGAGCCCCGCAGCCUGCCGGCUCGCCGCAGGGGCGCUGGGCUGGAGAGUAGGUUGGGCAGCCGCCCGGAAUGCCAACCAGCCUCUUCUCGCCUGGGCCCCAACUUCUCUAUCUCCCCGCCCAAUCUCAUCCCGGGAUCUUCUGGGCCCGCGGGUGCAGCGAGCCGCCUUCUUGCUGCGCCCGCAGCUGCGGGGUGGGGUGGGAGGCUGGAGGCCGGGGCGUACUCAACCCGGUGUCCCCCCUCCCCCAACUCAGUUCUCUGCUCCACUGGGAGGCCCCAUUCUUCCUCACCAGCUGGGCUCUUCUCGGCCUCCUGAAGGUCACCUGCCUUUCAGGGGGCGCCGUCGGAAGGAUCUCCUUGCUUUCUCAGCUGCCCUUGGCUUCUUUUUCUUUCUCUUCCUCGAGCUCUGUCUCCCUUCCUCCUUCCUUCCGCUCACCCAAAGCCCCUAGGUUCAUCUAGCCCCGCACGCCACACGACAGGGCUCGAGACCCUAGGGUGGAGGGAAUUCCUCCGUGCCAUUUCCACACCUGUGCCGGCCUCUCCCCCCUCGAGGCCCCGUCGGGGGAGGGAGAGGCAGUAGCGGGGGUCGAAACCCCCCAAACCUCGAAGUCUUCCAUUUUCUGGCACUCCCCCUCAUUGAAGUCCCCCUUCCCAUCUCAGACCCCCCAACUCUGGCCUCUUUCAAGGGUCCGUCUGCCCCCUUGGACAGAUUUGGGGGGGUCACCAGAGACUCGCCCUUCCCCCCGUUAGGGGGGCGGGGGCGAGGUAGCACAGUGUUGUACACGGAACCAGAAAGGCCCCCGGGGUGGGGGGAGGGGGGCAGGGGAGGGACGGGGGCUUUUAGUUUGCAUCUUAGGUGGGAGGGGGGAGGGGGGACCGCAGCAGUUAACCUGUCUUUACGCAGCGAUUUUUAACGAGGCUGGGGGGUGGGGGGCUUGGGGGUGGGGAAGGGGUGGGGAGGGGGGGCCUGGCUCUGUUAUUUGCCGUGUAUCAUAUGUAAAUACCGACAGAAACUUCAAUAAACUUUAUUUCAAACACGUCUCCGCCUGCCGAGGGGGAGGGGAUCGGAUACAGGGUCUGGGUCCUGGUCUCUGCCCCCAGGGUGGGGGCCUCUGAGUCCCGCAGAACAAGGUUAGGAUGAUCUUUGUUAAGUUGCUUAAUCAUCCUCAUUAUUAACAGCAGCACUUUAUAAUUCACUCCGUGUAAAGCGUGUAGGACAGCAAACGA